Amyelois transitella is the source of this 1647-nucleotide messenger RNA. RefSeq lists its product as uncharacterized. The record is from RefSeq and is a predicted model, not a curated record. Gene Ontology annotation, biological process: DNA replication, removal of RNA primer. Bases 1 to 1647 code for a protein of 548 amino acids. Gene Ontology annotation, molecular function: nucleic acid binding; RNA-DNA hybrid ribonuclease activity. The transcript has a single exon. Lineage: Eukaryota; Metazoa; Arthropoda; Insecta; Lepidoptera; Pyralidae.
AUGAGAGUCCACUGUCAGGCGUUUGCCGAUGACGUGGUGCUAGUAUUCGAUGGAGCCACAGCCCUAGAAAUUGAAAUGGAGGCAAACGGUAUACUCGACUAUGUUGAGGCGUGGGGCGCCCGUAACAAGCUCAAAUUCGCCGCACACAAAACCAACGCCAUGGUAAUUACGCGCAAGCUUAAAUACGACGCGCCGCGCCUCAGCAUGGGCGGGGCUGCUGUUCAGCCAGUAAGCCAGAUAAAACUGCUGGGGGUUACCAUCGACUCCAAAUUAACUUUCAAUGCGCACGUGGCAAGCGCCUGCAAAAAAGCCACAGACAUAUAUAAGAAAUUGGCCAAGGCGGCAAAAAUAAAUUGGGGUCUUAACCCAGAGAUUGUGCGGGUGAUCUACAACGCCGCCGUGGAACCGGUCGUAUUGUACGCCGCGAGCGUGUGGGGUGCCGCAGCGGAGAAGAUCGGUGUCCGCAAACAGCUGGACGUGGUGCAGCGCGGCUUCGCUCAAAAGAUAUGCAGAGCCUAUCGCACGGUCUCUCUAAACUCAGCACUAGUAUUGGCCGGUCUGCUCCCCCUCGAUCUCCGUAUACGCGAAGCUGCUUCGUUGUACGAGAUCAAGAGGGGUGCGCGGCUGCCGGAGUUGGGGGACUGGGAGAUCGAGCGAACGGCAUCUGCCCUUGACGCUCCUCAUCCGGCCGAGCGUAUCGACUUGGGUUUUACCGGCCUGGCAGACCGACAACAGGUGGAGGCUAACAUCAAUUUUGAUGUUAGAAUCUACACGGACGGCAGCAAGAUUGACGGGGGGGUCGGCGCAGCGAUCUCCAUAUGGAGAGGCGAGGCGGAGUCCAGGUCCGUCAAGUUUUGUCUGUCGUCUUGCUGCACGGUCUAUCAGGCCGAGCUCUUGGCGAUAUGUGAGGCCACGAGGAGAGCCAUAAAGUACAAUGCAAGUACUUUUGGAAUCUACAGCGACUCCAUGGCAGCGUUACAAACGGUAACAAGCCCCGUUUCCCUUCAUCCUUUAGCAGUAAAAACAAGGGAGAACCUGAAAACAAUCACCCGCCAGAAUAAGUCGAUAAAGCUUUUCUGGAUAAAGGCACACGCGGGGCUGGAGGGAAACGAGAGGGCCGAUCAGCUGGCCAAGGAAGCCGCUGUAAACACUAAAAGGAAAGCGGAUUACGACCUCUGUCCCGUCUCAUAUGUCAAGGGAAUACUCCGUAAGAGGUCCCUUGGGGUAUGGGACGACAGAUACAGGUUGGGCGAGACCGCCGGUACCACAAAGAUCUUCUUCCCUAUGGCAUCUGACGCUUACAGGGUGGUGCGUCAGAUAACCUUAAGCGGCCCGAUAACUCAAAUACUGACCGGUCAUGGCGGCUUUGCGGAUUACCUGUGCAAAUUUAAAUGCCGAAAUAGUUCAGAAUGCGAGUGUGACCCGGGAGUCAACGAAACGGUCCCCCACCUACUCACGGAUUGCCCGAUCUUCGGUCGGCAAAGAAUAGAUCUAGAACAUAAAAUAGGCUGCAAAAUAAAACUAGAAAACUUAGCAGAAAUCAUUAGAAGUAAAAAUAGGGAAAAUUUUAUGAAAUUUAGUGAAUAUAUUGUAAGAGUAGUAAACAAGAAGAAUGGUAGCAAUAAAACUGUGGUGUCCACUAUAUAA